Molecule: messenger RNA, 231 nt
Organism: Cooperia oncophora
Lineage: Eukaryota; Metazoa; Nematoda; Chromadorea; Rhabditida; Trichostrongylidae
Source: the annotation of a GenBank genome assembly
AUGUUUUUUUUAGUUACUUCAACACAAGUUUCAUCGAUUCAUUCGCCACGCUACCCUGAGGAGUAUGAACGUGGUACCGAGUGCCAGUGGCUUUUCAAGGCACCUCCCGGCUACUAUUUGAUCUACACACUUAAGGAAUACAUAACUCCGAAUGCUCAUGAACAGCAAACGGACAAAAAGUGGUUACCUAGGGCAAUCAACAACUUAACGUUAGUGAACUUGAAACGCUAG